AUGCCGACCUACGCUCUCUUGGGAGCCACAGGCUCAACAGGGUCAGCUGUUCUGCGAUGUCUGCUCUCCGACCCAGCACAAACGACAGACAAAAUCACCUUGAACAUCUUCAUCCGCUCGAAGUCGAAACUCAUGAGACUCUUCCCGGACAUUCAAAGUACGACGAGAUCGAACAUCCACAUCAACAUCAUCGAAAGCACACCAGACGAUACACCAGGCUUGCAGAAGGCUCUCAGGGAUGCGGAGAUUAUUUUCCAGUGUAUUGCGGCUAAUGAUGUGACGCCCAAGGUUUCAGUGGCCGAGGACACGGUGAAGGCUGUGUUGAAAGCUAUGAGAGGUUUGCAUGAGGAGCAAGGCGAGGGGUAUGUGACGCCUGCUGUGUUGCAGCUUAGGGCGGCGCCAUUGAAUGAAACCUUCAGCCAUCAAUCUCCCUGGUUGAUCGAAUCCAUGAUCAAAUUCGCCCUGCACUAUACAUACUCCGACAUCCAACGAGGCUGUGACCUCUUCGUCUCCGCCAAGAAGAUGAAUCCAACUCUUCUGGGUUACAUCUUCGUCGACACAGGUGCUGUACAUGAUGCGGAUGGAACGGAAUGUACAGGUCAUCGACUAACGAUCGAGGGGCCGUUGGCACCUGCUAUUAGUUAUGCGGAUACUGGGGCGGGGAUGUGUGAGAUUGCGAGGAGGGUGGAGGAGUUCAAGGGGUUGGGGGUGGGGAUUGUGGCGACGGGGAGGGUGAGGUUGACUUGGGGGACGAAUGCUUAUUAUCUUGCUAUGGGGGUCAAGGCGAGGAUUAUUGGGUAG
Messenger RNA from Recurvomyces mirabilis, 801 nucleotides. RefSeq lists its product as uncharacterized. Lineage: Eukaryota; Fungi; Ascomycota; Dothideomycetes; Mycosphaerellales; Teratosphaeriaceae. The transcript is spliced from 2 exons. The record is from RefSeq and is a predicted model, not a curated record. Gene Ontology annotation, molecular function: biliverdin reductase [NAD(P)H] activity; riboflavin reductase (NADPH) activity. Bases 1 to 801 code for a protein of 266 amino acids.